Messenger RNA from Sodiomyces alkalinus F11, 1335 nucleotides. RefSeq names its product TauD-domain-containing protein. Gene Ontology annotation, molecular function: 2-oxoglutarate-dependent dioxygenase activity. The transcript has 3 exons. The record is from RefSeq and is a predicted model, not a curated record. Gene Ontology annotation, cellular component: cytoplasm. Bases 111 to 1250 code for a protein of 379 amino acids. Lineage: Eukaryota; Fungi; Ascomycota; Sordariomycetes; Glomerellales; Plectosphaerellaceae.
AACGCAUCGAAUUCAAAUUCAGCUAGUCGUCAACUCCAGUCUCCGAGGUUUGCAUUCCAGCCAACUACUCCAUCGCUUUGUCGACGAAUCCACAAUCUUAAGGUCCAACAAUGGCCCCUUCAGCGACAGAGACCGUCACGGUGGCGCCAGUGGCCGGGGUUGCCCAGCUGCGUCUUGAGUCCAGCCCCGGCCAGUACAAGGAGCUGGCCGCCAUCUCAUAUGAGAAGGAGAUCGAGACACAGGGCAAGGAAGGUGUAGAGAAAGCCAAGUACCCCGACUACCUCCCAACAUGGAACCCCGAGCAGAAAUACCCUCCUCUCGAGCCGUUCGAGCACUACGACCACGGCAAGGAUGCCAACCCUAGCUUCCCCAACCUCCUGCCCGAGGGCGCCCAAGUCAACCAUCUGACGCCAACCACUGGCACCGAGGUCCGCGGCAUCCAGCUCAGCAGCCUCAGCAACGCGGGCAAAGACGAGCUGGCACGCUUCGUCGCCGAGCGCAAGGUCGUCGUCUUCCGCAACCAGGACUUUGCCGACCUGCCCAUCGACAAGGCCCUCGAGUACGGCAGCUACUUCGGCCGCCACCACAUCCACCCGACCUCGGGCUCCCCCGAAGGCUUCCCGGAAAUCCACCUCGUCCACCGGGCCGCCGGCGACACCUCGGCGCAGAAGUUCUUCGAGACCAGGACCAGCUCGGUGGCAUGGCACUCCGACGUCUCGUACGAGGUCCAACCCCCCGGCACCACCUUCCUCUACAUCCUCGACAAGCCAUCCACCGGCGGUGAUACCCUGUUCGCCAACGCUGUUGAGGCUUACAAUCGCCUCAGCCCUCUGCUCAAGGAGAGGCUGCACGGCCUGUAUGCUGUCCACUCCGGCAUCGAACAGGUCGAGGCGUCGGUGAGCAAGGGAAGCAUUAAGCGGCGUGAGCCCGUCCAGAACGUACACCCCGUCGUCAGGACGCACCCCGUCACGGGCGAGAAGGCUCUCUUCGUCAACCCCCAAUUCACUCGGCAGAUCGUCGGCCUCAAGACGGAGGAGUCCGAUGCCAUCUUGAAAUUCCUCUAUGAGCACAUUGCGUGGGGAGCCGACUUCCAGGCCCGCGUCAAGUGGGAGGAGGGUACCGUUGUAGUUUGGGAUAACCGCGUCACGCAGCAUUCUGCGUUGGUGGACUGGCAUACCGGUGACAGGCGUCAUCUUGCACGCAUCACACCUCAGGCGGAGCGUCCGUUCCAGACGCCUUACGAAGCGUAAAAGCUUUGUGUACAUGUAGUCUCGUAUUAAGCGUAUAUAGUCCAGAAAGAUAUUAAGAGCUCAAUUUCUACAUUUCAUAGUCACC